GGAUCUGCUGACACAAAAGCAUGCCCAAAUUGACGCUGACUGACUGCAGAGUGCCUCAGCCUGUGCUCAGUGAAGACCGAGGCCUACUUCAGUAAGUUAUUUUCUUGCCCUGGGUCCAUUAUUUUCUAGACAUCUUUUCCAUGUGAGUUUUGUGUCAUUGCUUUUGUAGCUUUAAUGGACAGCAAUUAGUAGGAUCACACCUUUCCCCUGUUGUAAAGUUCAGCAGUACAUUGUACCACACACACACACACACUCCCUCCCUCCUUCCCUCUUCCGGCCUUUUCUUGGCCAUUCAGACAUAAUCUCCAAUGGUUCAGUUAAGUUUCUGGCUAGCCCUCUGAAGGUGCUCAGAUGUAGGUCCUUAGUUUUUCCCCUGUGUGGAAAAGCCUGAAGAAGGGAGAGGAAACUCCACAGAUUUCAGAGAAGCAUCUCUGGUUUUCUCCACCUGCCUACAGGGCACGUCUCCUCUGAAAAUACGAUGAUAGGCCUCCCUUAAUGAUAGUUCUCCUCGCAGGCCUCUUAAAUGGAGAUGGCCAACCAGAAAAGAAAUGUCUAAAGCGUAAUAACCCUUCAACAGAUUCUAAGCUGGUUUCAAUGGGCAUGUCCUGUUCUCCCCGCCUACAGGCCAUUCCUUAACCCAUGCUCUAUUCCCAAGGAAAGUCACUCAGACUCACAGAGUGGGCUACAGUUCCACAAAAGGUGCUUUACAUAUACCCGGUCCUCCCAAAUCCUCAGUGGUGGAGGGAACGGUCUGUCCCAGCCAAGGUGUAAAGGUGCUUCAGCCUGCAAGGUGAUCUCAACCUCUUUCGUAGCUGACCUCGGUGGAGUUAGAAGGAAUAGAAAAGCUGGUGAAAAGGAUGAGUCUGUUCUCUCCCCUCCUUGAUGAAGCCAGAAAUGCUUUGGCUGCUGAUUUGUGCUGGUUCUGAAAGGAAGCCUUGACAGAAAUAUAGAGUGAUCUUUAGCUGGGCUUUUUAAUUUUCCUUCUGUGGCUUUACAUGAGUCUGCAGAUAAGUGCACACUGGCUUUGUCAUCCAGACCUCUUGUACAGACCCACAUGUCCCAGUGUCUCCUUACCUGCUUUUCUAUACUAACAAGGAAUGACAUUUUCUAAAGAACUGAGUGAUUAGGAACCUAAGUCUCAUUUUUUAAAAUGACUUGGGUACUUGGAACAUCUAUCCAGUCAAGACCUUAAUUUCUUCUGAAGCUGCCCACAUCUUCUUUCUGUAUUUUUCCAUGUCAUGGCAAGGUAGUCCAGAAGCUCAGCCAUUUAUUAAUAAACAUUGAUUUCACUUCUUUCUCAUAUAUGAACCUACAUUUUCUCCACUGUUUCUUUUUCCUCUUUUAUAUUUACCAGCACUCUUGCCAUUACUCUACACCCCAUAGUUAUCAUUAACUUUAGCUGUCCUUAUCUUUCCCCUCCUUUUAUCUUUACCCAGCACAACUUAACUGACUCAUUUUUAGUUCCUUCUUCCUCGCUCCAUUUCCAUUACCAGUUAUUUUUUGCCCUCAGAACUUUGAGCAGCCACUCAUAAAAAGGUAAACAGUUGUGGUUUUCUGUUCCUGAAUAGUUCCUGGGGGUUUGUAGUAUGUUUUUUAAAGAGAUGUCAGUUCUGUCAUCUUCAUUGGCAGGUUUAAUACUUUUACCUAUUGCAUUCUACCCAGAAGGACCCUGAUCCUGCAACCUGGGCCCAUUGAAGUCCAUUAUGUUCUCCAAGGAGCCACUCACAACAAUUAACUUACAGAUUCAGGGUCUUAUUAAACAGUGUGUAAUAGAAGUGUGAUAACAGAAGCAUAACCUGUAGUUAAGGAGCAACAGGUGCCAGCUCCUGAGGUAAAACAGUAAGACGAUGCUCUGCAUUGGCGCACAGGUCUGCCUUUGUAUGUCCAAUUGCAGACUCAGCAUCUAGAUUCUCCUUGGUUUACUUUCCUGAAUUUACUAACCUGCUCCUAACUGCCCUGUGAACUCACUGUGCCAUAAUGAGAUUCCUCAUAGUCACUAGCAUAAAGAUUACCUGUUACCUUCAUAGGUUACUCACUUGUAACUCUCUCUUGGAAAAGGAUUUAUCCAGGAUAUCUCUGGUGCUAAGAAUCUCUGUUUCCUGAUUCAUGAUGCUUACAUUUAAGAAUUUCUUGCUGUCUGAGUCAGGACAAAGUAAGCAGUUCUUACACUGCCUGAAUAAGGUAAGGACUGCUGCAGUCUACAGAUUGCAUCUCGCACCCAUAGUAAUUUUAAUUCUUCACCUGACUUGAACCCAAUUCACAUUGAAAGCCAAUAUGAACUUGACCUUCAAAUGUCUGUGGUCUAGCGUAUCUGCUGGUUUUGUACCCAGAUAUUUAUUGGGUGUGAUAUUUUACUCAAUUAUACAAGUGCAACCUCUAUAGUGUAAAUUCAGGCACACUUACAUAAAGACCUUUCUACCAUUUGGACAUAAAACUGGCCUUGUUCAAAUGUAAGAGCAUACCCACACUGAAUUGUACUGCUUUCACUGUACCUGGAUAUGUGAAGCAAUAUGACAUUGGCAGGUGAGGGAGGCAAGGAUUUCAUAUUUUAUAUCUUUUAUCUUGAUCUAUUUUAUUGGACCAAUUGUACAGUUGAGAGAGAAGUUGGACAAGUUUUCCAGUACAAAGUGCCCGUUUUUUGGUCUACCUUUGGCAGUUAGUCCAGGCUUAAGGUCAGAUCCACAAAGGUGUGUAGGUUUUUAACUCACCAUUAAAAUCAAUUGGUGUUAGGGCCAUACAUAAGAAUUUGGCUCCUAAUGUUUUUGUGCCUCUAGGUCUUAGUAAUUUAACUGGGCUUCGGGAUCCUAAGUCACUUAGGGCAUAGGGCCUCUCAGUGCUGUGCCCAGGAACACUGCUGGGAAGCAAAUACUCCCAAUACUCACUCCCAUUCUGCAUUUGCCAGGUGCCAGAAAUUAGGUAAUAUAGCUUCCUUAUGCAGUACAUGCCACUAAGCUAGGACCCUGACAAAAAAGCUUGAGAGAAGUGCUGAGCAUAUAGGCAAGGCUGCUCUAAAACAGCUCCCUGGCCUCAUUUCUGUCACAACCCAAGGGUGUGAUUUUUGUUUUGUGUGCUUUGGCACUGCUAAAUUGUUCCCACCAAAUUGCAGCUUCUUUGCACGGUGGAGUUUUCCGCUGCAGAGGAGAACCCCGGGUGCAAAAGAAUUCCCUCCACUAGUAGCUUUCUUUGCAGGGUGCAUUUCUUCUUUGCAGCACAGAAAUGCACUUUGCAAGGAGUUCCCGCCAUUCGUAUUCAAAUUCGUGCCCCACUAUUGGAUAGUUCUAAAUUAUUCCUACGUGGCGGCUAGCAAUUGGCUUGCUAGCCAUAUAAGAGGCUUGAGUGGUUUCCGCCCAAGUUGGAGGACUCCACGAACACCAGGAGGAGGAGACUUCAUGCUGUGUGAAGAUCUCUAAGCGCUGCGGAUCCUUACGGACCCAACGCAUUUGUUAAGCAGGCAACAGAGGUCUGAUCAGCCUCUAGCCUCUCCCCAUCACCGAGUGCAAUCCUCGAUGUAUCCCUCUUCCCUGCGCGCAAACAAGGAUCCACGGAGCCUAGCAAACUUCGUGUGAGUGAAUUGUGAGUGAAUCCAGAGCUCUUGUUUUUUUCGAGUACUUUCUUCGGUUGGCGCAACAGGCUCACGGUUUAGAGCCUCCAACCGGAUAGGCUAGAAGAGUGUUUACGGGAAGGAACUCUAGUCCGCCUCUCUUCUUUUCUAUCUGCAACUGUAACUCAAGCAAGUUUUCCUGCCUGCACCGCGACCAUCUUCGGUGUAAGUAAAUAAUCUUUAAAUCAACCAUUACGCCUCAGUGACUAAUUCUAGCUCGCCCCCGGUCUUCUCCGACCCUGCGUGCCCGGGCUGCUGGCCACAGCCCGCGUGCGCAAAGACGGGCCCGGCUCGCCCCCAGCCCGCACAUGGCGACGAGGAUGGGAUCAGGAGAAGACACGUUAGAGCUAGAAUUGGUUAAGAACUGCCCUUGGCGCAAUAACCAACACCAAGUGAAAAGCUUUGAGGAACUAGAGGCACAUAUCGCUUACCACCAGGCGGGCGGAACGGGUGAAAGAUUUGUCAGCAGAUGCCUGUCGCUGAAGGGAGAAGAGGGAGUCUCCGAAGACGGAGCCCCAAGAGAGAGGGAAGUGUAUUUGCUCCCCGUGGCGUUCGGGUGUAGAAUGAGAGACGAGCGCGUCCUGUUCAGGCCCCUCGAUACUGUGUCCCUUGCCGGACCCAACCCGGCGGGCGAAACAAACCCGACCUUCACCCGGGAGCGUGCCUGAUGCCUACGAUAUGCUCGGGAAAGUGAAGAACCGGAGCCAAUCGGCCGGUUCUCUCCCCUCAUGGCGGCUAGAUUAAGGGGUUGCGAGUUACCAUCCGAGCUCCGCAAAGACCUGGAAGCGGAGGAACGAGCCGCAGAUGAGAGGGUGGCCCCGUGGUACGACAAGGGGGGAGAAUGUAGUGCAACUUUUCAUACUGUAAUGAAUCUAAUGCACAAGAAUUUAAGUUUGAAAGCACAGCUGCAGAUGGCGAUCCAAGCGGUCAAAGAAGCGGCUGAGAAAAAGGAGCCUGAAACGCCAGCCCAAGAUGGCGCCGAGCAAGAGGGAGACCGCGUGGAAGAACCGAAAAAGAAAGGUGGAGCUUCGGAGGAACCCGCGAGAGUUCAGUCAGCGACUCCGCCCAUCGACGCAGCGUCGUCGCCGGCAACCCCGCCUAGCGACGCAGCGACGCCCCUACCGACCACGCCUUCCUGCCGACGAAGGAGAGAGUCAAGCGGAGGAGUGCAUCUGCCCCUCCUGCCUGAAGCAGCAACAGCAGCAGUGACUCCCGCAGCAGCAGUUCAGCCUAUAACAACAUCAACUCCCGAAAGAGUAGCUUUCCCUACAACAAUGACUAAUCAAAUUGCUACUGCCUACUAUGCUCGCACCAGAGCUGAGUUGCAGGAUUUAUGUAGAGAAUCAAGAAUCCAGCCUGAAGAGACUCUAGCUGUAUGGUUAGGACGUUUGGUCAUGGAACUUGGAUCUGACCUGCUGAACCAAGAAGAAGCAAGCUUCCUAGUUAGACAAGCUUCGUGGAGUAGAGGACAUGUCACUGACAUCGACAUGAUAACGGUCAACAUUCACUGGCCUAUUCCACUAUCAGCGCUUGUUGCAGGACUAAUUAGUCAAAAAGCCCACGUAUGGCAUGAAGGAAGUCCAGAAUAUACCGGCGCAGAGCAUCUUAUGCUAGCAAUCAUUGGCGUCUCGUACUGUGCCUGGAACCCCAGAACAUGUGCACUGAGACUAACAUCAUUCCAGCGAAUAAGACCAUGGCCUCACCGUCAUCUGCGAGAUCCUGGAACCGUUCCAGUAACCAUUCACAGCCUAGACAGUUGCCUUGAGAUUUAUGGGCGAAAAAACAUCGUCAUCCUUCGAAUUCAGCCCAAUGGUAAACCAGCCUGUGAGUAAUCUUUGUCAGUUGUCACGACUGCAUAUCCUGAUGGAGCCAAGAUUGUCUCUUGAUCGGGACUGUCGACACCUGACCGGACAUCAAGGCACCAGACGUCGUGAAUCCGAUCUUCCACCACUGCCACCGAGAACCCUAGAGGAGUGAUACAUGUUUGGAUUUCUCCUACAGCGUUCCAGACUCAACAAGCGGCAGCUUCGGAUUUUAGGGGACGCAGGUCAAUGGCAAUUGGCCUACGAGUUAGGUUUUCGUUAUUUAGAAGAGCCAGAUGAUGGAUCCUCAACAAUUUCAUCCAAUUGAAAAUAUGACCCAUAAAAAUUGUGUAAAUAUGUUGAAUAAGAUCAUUAAUCUAUUUUUUGAGAGUUUUUGUUUACAGAUACGGAACUCAGAGUGCAUGGUGAAGAGAAGCCCCAAGAAGGAUGACAUCAUCGAAAGAAGUGAGGGCCUGACACACAACUUCGCCAUGAUGCCCACUGAAGCCCUGAUCGUGCAGUUUUUUUGUUAUGAAUCUUAUUAUGCAUAUAUGUAUUUGUGCUGGAUAUUAUUUGAUUUGAUCCCUAGAGGACGAACUUCUUAUGUUAGCAAAUUUUGUGUUUACUCGUUUGGUUCAGCAACCCAUAGUAAGAGCUCUUAAUAACUCGAGUGACGAGCGUGCGGUCUAAUUUAGCUAUGCCUUCAGCAAGGGGGGAUGUCACAACCCAAGGGUGUGAUUUUUGUUUUGUGUGCUUUGGCACUGCUAAAUUGUUCCCACCAAAUUGCAGCUUCUUUGCACGGUGGAGUUUUCCGCUGCAGAGGAGAACCCCGGGUGCAAAAGAAUUCCCGCCACUAGUAGCUUUCUUUGCAGGGUGCAUUUCUUCUUUGCAGCACAGAAAUGCACUUUGCAAGGAGUUCCCGCCAUUCGUAUUCAAAUUCGUGCCCCACUAUUGGAUAGUUCUAAAUUAUUCCUACGUGGCGGCUAGCGAUUGGCUUGCUAGCCAUAUAAGAGGCUUGGGUGGUUUCCGCCCAAGUUGGAGGACUCCACGAACACCAGGAGGAGGAGACUUCAUGCUGUGUGAAGAUCUCUAAGCGCUGCGGAUCCUUACGGACCCAACGCAUUUCUUAAGCAGGCAACAGAGGUCUGAUCAGCCUCUAGCCUCUCCCCAUCACCGAGCUCAAUCCUCGACGUAUCCCUCUUCCCUGCGUGCAGACAAGGAUCCACGGAGCCUAGCAAACUUUGUGUGAGUGAAUUGUGAGUGAAUCCAGAGCUCUUGUUUUUUUCGAGUACUUUCUUCGGUUGGCGCAACAGGCUCGCGGUUUAGAGCCUCCAACCGGAUGGGCUAGAAGAGUGUUUACGGGAAGGAACUCUAGUCCGCCUCUCUUCUUUUCUAUCUGCAACUGUAACUCAAGCAAGUUUUCCUGCCUGCACCGCGACCAUCUUCGGUGUAAGUAAAUAAUCUUUAAAUCAA
This is a messenger RNA of Alligator mississippiensis (American alligator), 6876 nucleotides long. RefSeq lists its product as uncharacterized. The record is from RefSeq and is a predicted model, not a curated record. Lineage: Eukaryota; Metazoa; Chordata; Crocodylia; Alligatoridae. The coding region runs from base 4330 to 5433 and encodes 367 amino acids. The transcript has 2 exons.